Molecule: messenger RNA, 1275 nt
Organism: Medioppia subpectinata
Lineage: Eukaryota; Metazoa; Arthropoda; Arachnida; Sarcoptiformes; Oppiidae
Source: the annotation of a GenBank genome assembly
AUGGGUGUAAAGGGUCCAAAGCCCAUGGUGUUUUUUGGCACAAUUCUUAAACGCUUUCGCAAUCCGGUCUCACUUCUGGAUCAGUCAUAUGUCCGUAAAUAUGGCAAUGUUUUCGGCAUAUUCAACGGCACGGAUCCGGUACUGUUUGUGGCGGAUCCGGCGCUCGUCAAACAGGUAUUGGUUAAGGACUUUCAACGAUUCUCUGACCGACGGACCCUUAAGACAGAGCACCCAUUGAUCAACAAAAACUUAUUCAACACCGAAGGCGAGACGUGGAAACGUUUGCGUACCAUAAUGUCCGGCACAUUCACUUCGGGCAAAAUGCGCAAAAUGUACCCACUGGUGCGCCAGUGCAUCCAGGAAUACCUAGAGCACAUGGAAAUAUUGGCUAAACGUGGCGAACCGAUAGACGCCAAAGCCCUGCACCAGGGAUUCACCAUGGACGUUAUAGCCCGUACGGCGUUUGGCACCGAGACCAAUUCCCAAAAGGAGCCCAAUAGUCCGUUCGUGAGAAAUGCCCAUGAUGUUUUUAAAUUCAACCCGUGGAAAGUGAUACCGGCGUUUAUAUUUCCCAAAUGGUUGAAUACGGCGCUCGGCAUACGUACCCAUUUAGGCGAGAGUCCCAACAAUUGGAUAUUUGAAUUGAGCCGACAUUUGCUGCAGAAGAGGAGGAAUGGCUUCAAAAAUAAUGAUUUCCUGCAACUCUUGGUUGAGGCGAAUGCCGCAGAUAUUAAUGCUAACCAUCAGAAGGCGGCCAUUGAUAACGAGUCUCAUCACGUGAAUGAAGGCGAAGACGAAAAGAUGGCCGAAAACUCUGCACUGAGUUUAGACAUCGCCGACAAAAUGCUAACCGACGACGAGAUCAUCGCCCAGUCGUGGCUUAUCCUGACCGCCGGCUUUGAGACAACGGCCACAACCCUCGGCUACAUCUCGUAUCUCAUGGCUCUCUAUCCGUCAUCACAGGAGCGGAUCCGCGCCGAAGUGGCCGAAGCGGUCGACGCGGACGGCGAGAUCAACUACGAGACACUUCAACGCCUGCCAUACCUCGACGCCUGCCUAACCGAAACCCUACGCCUAUACCCACCCGUCGCGCGACUGGAACGGGUGGCCUCCGAGGACAUAGCCCUCGGCGUCGACGGUGUGGUCGUACGUAAGAGACAAAGGGUUGAGAUCCCGGUGUAUGCCAUACACCGGUCCGAAAAGUACUACUCGCAGCCCAACGAGUUUCGACCCGACCGGUGGUUACCCGAGAAUAAGCACAAACUAGUGCCCUAU